UGGGCAUUAGCUGAAAUGUUAAAAAACCCUAAUAUUUUGAUUAGGGCACAAAAAGAGCUGGAUGAAGUAAUAGGAAGGCAAAGAGUCCUUGUUGAAUCCGACCUACCCAAAUUACCAUACCUUGAAGCAAUCUGCAAGGAGACAUAUAGGAUGCAUCCGUCUACACCCCUCAGUGUUCCUAGGAUGGCAACUGAAGCAUGCAAUGUUAAUGGGUACUACAUCCCCAAGAACACAAGGCUGAAUGUCAACAUAUGGGCAAUAGGGAGAGACCCCAAUGUGUGGUCAAACCCAUUAGAGUUCAAUCCAGAGAGGUUUCUCAGAGGGAAGAGUGCAAAAGUUGAUCCUACUGGAGUUCAUUUUGAGUUAAUUCCCUUUGGAGCUGGAAGGAGGAUUUGUGCAGGCUAUAGAAUGGCUAUUGUGGUGAUUCAGUACAUUUUGGGCACUUUGGUGCAUUCUUUUGAGUGGAAGUUACCUAAUGGUCAAGAGUUAAGCAUGGAUGAGGCCUUUGGACUCACUUUGCAAAAGGCAGUGCCUCUCUCAGCCAUCAUUAGCCCUCGUUUGCUCUCAGAUGCUUAUGUUUGA
Molecule: messenger RNA, 582 nt
Organism: Vigna umbellata (rice bean)
Lineage: Eukaryota; Viridiplantae; Streptophyta; Magnoliopsida; Fabales; Fabaceae
Source: RefSeq, a predicted model, not a curated record